GACCCAUCGCAGGUACCAGCAGGCUCCUCAGAGGAGGUGGGGUCACAACUCGGUUGAGUUGGGAGCUCAGAGGCGCAGCUGACAAGAAAUCUUCGCGUGGAAAACUUCAUCCACGUACAGGAACUAUAACAUUUUGUGAACUCUGUCUGGAUUCAAGUUUGUUCAGAGACAAAAUCUAAACAUCAGACUUUUAGAGGGUGGAGAGGAAAUCUGCCCAGGAAUGCCUCUGAACACACUCCAUCGCUGGGACAGGUGCCCCAACAUGCACGCCGAGAUUUAUGUCCCCCUCUUCUUAGCCCUGGUGCUCCUCAAAGUCCAGCAGGGCACAGCGGUGCAGGAGAUCCAAACCAGCCAUGACAACAUUGUCAAGAUCAGCUCAGCAGCAGACAUGAUGCAGUGCUCUUCAGCAAUGGACAUCCUUUUUUUAAUGGACAGCUCCUACAGCAUGGGGAAGGGCAGUUUUGAGAGGUCCAAACACUUUGCAGUCAAGCUGAGCCAAGCCUUGGAUAUUGGACCUGACAAGGUCCGAGUGGGUCUGAUUCAGUUCGGUUCUGUGCCUCGGCUGGAGUUUUCCUUGGAUUCCUUCUCCAACAAGCAGGAGCUGAAAAAGCACAUGAAGAAGAUCUCCUUCAGGGGCGGAGGCACUCAGACCGGCUUGGCUCUAAAAUACAUCUUGAGGAAGGGUUUUCCGGGUGGCCGUAACUCCUCCAGCGUGCCCCGCAUCGCCAUCCUCCUGUCAGAUGGGAGGUCUCAGGGCAGCGUGGCGCAGACAGCCGCAGAGCUCAAAGAGACAGGCAUGGUCUUGUUCGCCGUCGGCCUGCGUUACCCAAAGUGGGAAGAGCUGCACGCUCUCGCAAGCGAGCCAAUAGAAAGCCACGUUUUCUUUGCAGAGCAUUUCCAGGACGCUGUCAACGGCGUGUUCACAACGCUGACAUCCUUGUCUUUCUGCAACGCCACACCUGCAGGAUGUCUAGUGGAGUCGUUCCCUUGUGAGAGGAAGACACUGGAGACACAGAAGAAGCUGCAGGGGAAUUUCAUGUGCUGGAAAGGCUCAAAGGGGUAUUCCCCAUACACGUCUACAUGCCCCUACUACAGCUACAACAGGAUUUACAUGAAACACCAGACUGUCUGCCAUCGAACCAUCUGUCCAGAUCCCUGCGACUCCCAGCCGUGUCUGAACGGGGGGACAUGUGUCUCAGAAGGCCCGGAUGGCUUUCACUGCGUUUGUCUUCCUGGCUAUGGAGGAGACCCUCACUGCGCUCCUGCUUUGUCCUUGGACUGCUCUGUAGAUUUGCUCUUCCUCUUGGAGGGCUCUUCCUCACUCACUUUAGAAGGCUUCCUGCGUUUCAAGUCCUUCCUAAAGCGCUUUCUCCAGACGGUCAUCGGCUCCGACAGCCCCAGCAAAGUUGGUCUUGCGGUGUUUGGUGCAGAGACUCGACUGGAGGUCCAGGUUGGGAAGUUCAGAAGGAACCUGGGGGGUUUUCUCAGGGCCGUGGAUGCACUUCAGUCGCCUGGGGGCCAAACUCUGACAGGCCAGGCGCUCCGCCACGCCACCCGUCACGGCUUCGUGAGUGCGCCGGCCUUCGCUGACGUUACAGAUGACCUCCCCCGGGUGGUGGUGCUGCUCACCGCCAAUCCUGCUGCUGACGAGGUAAUCGAAGCCUCAAAGUAUGCGCGGGACCGAGAGAUCUUCCUCAUAGGAGUGGGACCCGAUUUCCUGAAGGGUCAGCUGAAUAAUAUGACCGGAAACCCCCAAAGGACUCUCACCUACUCUUCACCCGACAGGCUAAGCGAGAAAUUACCCGAGCUAAAGGCCAAGAUCUGCAGCGUGGAUACUCAAGGUUGCCUGGGUCAAGCAGUAGACCUGGUGUUUGCCCUGGAUGCCUCAGCUGCUGUUGGCCGUGAAAACUUUGCCGUCCUGCGGGACUUUGUGCGCAGCAUCACCGUCCAGUUCGACAUCAACCGAGACGUGGCUCAGGUCGCUCUCGUGGCUUACAGUCGCAAAGCCUCCACCGUCUUCCGCUUGGACGCCCACGAGACCGGCUCCGUCGUCCUCAAGGCGGUGGGCGAUGCCAGCUACAUGGGUGGGGUGGCGUCCUCGGGCGCCGCUUUACUCCACAUUUACUCCAACGUCCUAACCGUGGCUAACGGCGCCAGGCCUGGGGUCAACAAAGCCGUGGUGGUGCUGACGGAUGGUUCGGGCGGGGAAGAUGCAGUGGUGCCGGCUCAGAAGAUAAGAGACAGCGGCGUCUCCGUUUUUAUAGUCGGGGUUGGAGCCGUGCAGAGAGAGAAGCUGGCGAGGAUCGCAGGUUCAGAGGAUCACAUGAUAUCCGUCCCGUCUUAUGAGGAACUCAAGUACUUUGAAGAUGUACUGGUGCAGAUGUUGUGUUCAGAUGUAAAGAAACCAGUAAAUCUGUGCAAACCCAACCCCUGUAUGAACGGCGGGACCUGCAUCCUGUCUGGAGGAAGCUUCCGGUGUCAAUGCAGAGACUAUGAAGGACCUCACUGUGAAAGAAGAAGCAGCGGCUCGCCAUCCAGAGGGGAUCGUCCCAGACCUGCAGGCCUGAGGAGGAAGAGCAGACAGAAGAAGAGCCACCAGGAGCUCCUGCAUCGCUACAAACUUCACCGUCGACGACACGUCGCUUGACGUACGAGACGCGUCAGGCACGAUUAGAGUGGAGAAAAAGGGAUUCCUGCUGUUUAAAGCUGCACAAGUGCCAUGUACUGGUCAUAAAUGCAUUCUUUACAUGAUGGGAACUUCAAUCUUAUCAUUGUUUUUAAACCAUCUGUACGUUUAUCCAAGAUAGACGUUUUAUAAUUUCACUCCAGGGUAGGAGGAGAUUUGAUUUAAAUCCAUUUUUCUAUUGCAAUUACAGAAAUUGUGCUUAUUUAUUAAACUGUUGCAUGACUUCA
Messenger RNA from Oryzias latipes (Japanese medaka), 2913 nucleotides. It is a transcript of the gene vwa2, whose product is annotated as von Willebrand factor A domain containing 2. NCBI's taxonomy places the organism in Eukaryota, Metazoa, Chordata, Actinopteri, Beloniformes, Adrianichthyidae. Gene Ontology annotation, molecular function: calcium ion binding. The record is from RefSeq and is a predicted model, not a curated record.